AUUUACCGCCUGCUGGUUUUAACUUCUUUGAGACCAUGAAGUGCGUCUUUGAGCUGCUCAGGGUUGUUUCUCAAAGUCACUAUUGUGGUUCGACGCAAUCGAUAAACAACGUGUUAUUCUCGAUAUCUUCUUGACUGUUCACUGUUACCAGAAGAUCAAUAUCAUGAAUCUUUCUAAAGAUCUUGCACCAAAUGAUCAAAAUAAUUUAAAGAUAUUACGUCAAGUUGAGUUUUAUUUAAGCGAAGGAAACUUAAAUCGCGAUAGCUUCUUCAAACAGGAAAUGCAAAAACGAGAUGAUGGUGGUAUCCCAAUAGAUCUGCUGCUAAAGUGUAAUCGUAUGAUCGCUAUGAAUGUCACGGAGGAUAUUCUAAAAAAUGUUGUUGGAACAUCAAAAAUUGUGAGUCUGUCUAAUGAUGGUAAGUUGCUUGCUAGCCGUGAUUUUAAAAUUGAUUGAUGCAGUCUGGAAACUUGUUGGUAAUUCUGAUGAAGAAAAACUUGGCACAUUCUUUAUCUCUUUAGUAAAAUUUACGUUUUUUCUGUAUCAUUUUACGUAUGCAUAUUUUUAAUACUGUGGUUGAGGUUAACUUGUAGUACUAUAUUCCUUUUGCUUAAACCAAACUAGGGUUGGCUAUUGUCCGAGUAUUGCCGUUAUCUGAGUUGGGACCUCGUGAGAGAAGAACUAUCUUAGUUACAGGACUUCCACGUUUAUCCAUCGGAAUAACUGAAAAAGUAGGUGUGGACAACACUCCUCAUAGGCAAAGUUCAAAACCAAGUGAAAAUGAGCUGAAAAACAUAACCUCAGCAAGUUGGGAACUUGGUGACUGGAUUCGGAAUGUAUUUGAAGAAUACGGUGAAGUCCUAUUUGUCAGUUUACCUCGUUAUCACCACUCUAAUUCGUUCCGAGGAUUUGCUUUCGUUGAAUUCAGAACGUCUAAAUCUGCUAGAAAAGCUGUUAAACAUAUGUGUGUUUUCAUGGAAAAUGAAAAAUGGCUCGUGCAACCUACUGAAACAAAUGAAGUAUCUGAGUGUCCAGAAUCAGCAUGGAAACCACGACUUGCAUCUAAAGUUUCUUUUUCACCUCAGCAAAUGUUAGCCAGACGGCAUAUUUGGCGCUGUUGCUCUCGAAAGAAUAAACAACUUAUUGCAGCGUUCAAACAUUUACGUCAGGUCGGAUACACUGCUAGCAAUCCAUGUGAUAAGGAAUAUUAUUCAAUUAUACUUGGUGAUAACUCUACAGAAGCUAUACUGAAUUAUGUUAAAAACAAUCGUUCUUGUGAACUAUGUCAAUCUAAACUACGUGUAUUUCGUUAUUCUGAUUGGAUAUUUUGGAAGCAAAAGUUUUAUCUGUGGCAACAAGCAUGGAUUGCAAGAAUGCAUCAUAAAACUGAAUUAUUAAUGACUAACAAAAAUAUUAGUAACAAUGAUGAAUAUGAUGAGGAUGCCACUAUGGAAGAGAAAGAAUGUUAUCAAAUAGAUUCUGAAAUAAAUCGAAAUUCACUGCCAGUAAAAUGUUUAGAUGAAUCUUCAACUAGACCGAAAGCACUUCCAAAUAAUUUUGUUCCGAAUUCCAUUGUUCAGAUAUAUUGGCCUUCAGUAUUGAUUCCCAAAGGAGAUUCAGCAGAUACACAUCUGUCUGAUGGUCUUGGUGAUACACUGAUAACACCGAAAAAAUUAUCAUUUGCUCGAUGUCUGCGUAUUAGUCUAGAAAAAAAUCUUCUUGUUCCAUGUAAUCUUUUAAAAGAUGUUGCUCAUGUAGACCCAAACCCUAACCAAAAUCUAUUGGACUCUGUUAACCAAUUUGGGUGUUGUAUAAUACCAAAUACUAAUCUAAAUGAAUCACUUUCGUCAGAUGAAUUUGUUCCUCUUUUUAUUCGAAUGAAAAAUAAUAAAACUGCUCUGAAAUUGGUGCAAUCUGUUAAUCUUUCUACAAUUCAUGGAGUAACAGCACGUAUUCUUGAAGGUCCUAGUGAACAGGCGUACUGUGAUAAUAUUAUCAAAUCUAAGUUAAAUGCUAGAGAACGUCAUCGGACUUCACAAUUAAACAAACGUCAAAAACAAAAAUCUGCAGAUCAUCAUCCUACAUCAUUCACUAAUUGUAUACCUCCAAGUAAUAAGACUGAUCACAAGCAUAUUGUAUUCGAUGAAUAAAUUUUCACACGCUUUUUGUACAUAUACUCCGAGAUCUAUUUUGCAUACUAAACUCUAAUAUUAAACAUGUACACAGUAAUACUUCUCAAGUUUUUUGCACAAGUAAUUUUGUUUGAAAUAGCUACUUUACAACGAUAUCCAUGUUCAUCAACUCCCGAUCAUAGCUACCUAACCCAGGUCCCUUAACAAGAAAUAUUCUUCCACGGUGUUUACAACCGGAAAUUGCAACCGCCCUCACAAUUCUAUCAGCACUCAAGAUCAUCUUUCUAACAUUAUCACCACUCUAAUUCGUUCC
Messenger RNA from Schistosoma guineensis, 2443 nucleotides. The record is from the annotation of a GenBank genome assembly. NCBI's taxonomy places the organism in Eukaryota, Metazoa, Platyhelminthes, Trematoda, Strigeidida, Schistosomatidae.